CGGAGGUAUGCAGAGUUCAGCGCGGCCCGUAGUGGGGAUCAGUGAAAGUUUCCCAGACGAGAGGGUGACACGGCUGCUUGCGCAGCUGCUGGAUGAGGUGGAAUGCUUUGUUUUGCGAAUGGCGGCAAUCUUUCCUCAACGUAAGGAGCAGCUCAUCUUCCUCAUCAACAACUACGACAUGGUCUUGUCCAUCCUUAUUGAGAGGACGCGAGAUAGCUCGAAGGAGAUGGACAGCUUCCGAGAACAGCUGAACAGCCGGAGUACAGAGUACGUCGAGGAAAUUCUCAGUCCGUACUUUGGAGGAGUUAUGCAGUUUGUGAAGGAGGGAGAAUCUCUCGUGGAAAAGGGUCAGGGUGACCAGUUAAAGAAACAAGAAAGUAAAUCACUGGCACUAGUCCAGUCGUUCUCCAGCACCUGGAAGAAGUCACUGGAGACACUCCAGGAGGAGGUGUUGAAGUCGUUCCCCAGCCUGGUGACCGGUUCUACACUGCUGCAGCUAGCACUGACUCAGCUGGUCCAGUACUACAACCGGUUCAGCAAGUUGCUCACGCCCAACGCCAAGGCACAGCUCACCAACAUCCACCACAUCAUGGUGGAGAUCAAGAAGUACAAGACCAACUUCUAGCAUCCGGCGUCUGCCACGGUGUAGCACGCUGUGUACAGUGACUGUGAUUGUAAAGUGGAAGAUGAUAUUGUACAUUCCUGUAACGUCACUCGGUACCUAUUACAUCAUGAGGUGUACAAAAUGAAUGAACACGGCUCACGUUCUAUAAUAUACUAAAAUAUUCGAUACUGUAAAUAUAUUUAACUGGUAUUUAUAGACAGAUCAAUAAAAUAUGAAUUCAUACGCAAAGAAAGAAUGUUCCGUUAAAUAAGUUUAAAUUAACAGGGCUAAAAGACAAGGAUUUUAUUGGUAACUACCUUUUAGGGUUCACUGAUUUAAAAGAACACAAAGACACGUGAAGGUACACAUAUUUCGGAAUUUUCGACAGGACUGAAACUUUUCUCAACGAGUAGGGAGCAUUUUUAGUUGUCUGCCCAGUUGUCAAUGUGGGAAGCAGGGUUUCCAUUUAACGUUUUUCUAGACACUUUUGUAUAGGUACUAUUUUGUUCAACAACGGAAACUGUAAAGUCAAGAAUUAUUGCUCUUAUAGGGUCCACUACUUCCCAUAUUGACUGUGCAAACCAAAGUGGACAGACAACCAGAAUGCUCUCUACUGGUUAAGAUUUCAGUCCACUCAAAAAUCAUUUUUAAACAUGUGCACUUUCAUGUGUUCUUUCAAAUCAGUGGACCCUAAAAAAAUACAAAAGGCAGUGAAAAAUAUCGAGCUUUUACAAUUUUGUGAGCAUUCAUGUUCAAUAUAACUUUGAGUAAUAUUUAUUGAUCAUGUCUACACCCUCGUCUGAAAUAAGAAUAACAAAAACGUGAAGCGAAAACAAUACAAGGUGAUGUUCAUAUUUGUAAUAUUGAUUUUUAACUCACAUUAGUGAUUGGCUGAUGUGCUUCUUUAUGUUGAUCUACCUAGUGAAUAUUCUUAUUGUUACACGUUCAAGAGUUCAUUAGAUUUUAUUUAUAAAUGUUCUUUUUUAUGUAUUUCCUCAUUGUUGAUUGUCUGCAAACUAAAGUCAUCUUAAACUAAUUAAAUAUACAAAAAUAA
Molecule: messenger RNA, 1658 nt
Organism: Homalodisca vitripennis (glassy-winged sharpshooter)
Lineage: Eukaryota; Metazoa; Arthropoda; Insecta; Hemiptera; Cicadellidae
Product: vacuolar protein sorting-associated protein 52 homolog
Exons: 3
Coding region: 8-625 (205 amino acids)
Biological process (GO): lysosomal transport; Golgi to vacuole transport; endocytic recycling
Cellular component (GO): GARP complex
Molecular function (GO): syntaxin binding
Source: RefSeq, a predicted model, not a curated record